GGGGGCGCGCUCUCGCGCGGGCUGCCGGGAUCGCUCGCCGCCGCUGUGGUAAUGUCCGCCAUGUUGGCCAUGGCGCAGGGAGCGGAUCGGGCGGGCGAGCGGCGGAUCUAGUGUGUGGAAGCGGCCGCGGGCGGCGGGGGGCUGUUUUCGGGCGGGGUGGGCGCCCAUGCUGUGGCCGGGGGCAGUGAGGAGGAGGAGGAGCGGGCCGGCCGCGCUGCACUGAGGAAGGAGGUGGAGGAGGCGGCGGGAGUCCUCCCCCCCUCCCCGCCCGCCCCGCCGCCGCCGCCCGGGCUGUUCCUGUAAGGCGGGGAGACAAUGAGUAAACUCUCCUUCCGAGCGCGGGCGCUGGACGCCGCCAAGCCGCUGCCUAUCUACCGCGGCAAGGACAUGCCUGAUCUCAACGACUGCGUCUCCAUCAACCGGGCCGUGCCCCAGAUGCCCACCGGGAUGGAGAAGGAGGAGGAAUCGGAACAUCAUUUACAGCGAGCAAUUUCAGCACAGCAAGUGUUUAGAGAAAAAAAAGAGAGCAUGGUCAUUCCUGUUCCUGAGGCAGAGAGCAACGUCAACUAUUACAAUCGCUUGUACAAAGGAGAGUUUAAACAGCCAAAACAGUUCAUUCAUAUUCAGCCUUUUAAUCUAGACAACGAGCAACCAGAUUAUGAUAUGGAUUCAGAAGAUGAGACUUUAUUAAAUAGACUUAACAGAAAGAUGGAAAUUAAGCCUUUGCAAUUUGAAAUUAUGAUUGACAGACUUGAAAAAGCCAGUUCUAAUCAGCUUGUAACACUUCAAGAAGCAAAACUGCUGCUAAACGAAGAUGAUUACCUUAUUAAAGCUGUAUAUGACUACUGGGUGAGAAAACGUAAAAACUGCAGGGGGCCAUCCCUCAUUCCUCAGAUAAAACAAGAGAAAAGAGAUGGCUCUACCAACAAUGACCCUUAUGUUGCCUUUCGGAGAAGAACAGAGAAAAUGCAAACUCGAAAGAAUCGUAAGAAUGAUGAAGCCUCUUAUGAAAAGAUGUUGAAACUGAGACGAGAAUUUAGUAGAGCCAUAACAAUUUUGGAAAUGAUUAAGAGAAGAGAGAAAACAAAACGAGAAUUAUUGCACUUAACCUUAGAAGUUGUGGAGAAAAGAUACCAUUUGGGAGACUAUGGUGGUGAAAUCCUUAAUGAAGUAAAAAUCAAUAGAUCAGAAAAAGAGUUAUAUGCCACUCCAGCAACUCUUCAUAAUGGAAAUCAUCACAAAGUUCAAGAAUGUAAAACUAAGCACCCUCAUCAUUUGUCUUUGAAAGAAGAGGCUUCUGAUGUGGUUCGUCAAAAGAAGAAGUACCCAAAGAAGCCUAAAGCAGAGGCUUUGAUAACAUCUCAGCAACCCACUCCUGAGACAUUGCCUGUGAUCAAUAAGAGUGACAUUAAGCAAUAUGAUUUUCACAGCUCAGAUGAAGAUGAAUUUCCACAGGUAUUGUCCCCAGUAUCAGAACCGGAAGAAGAAAAUGAUCCUGAUGGUCCCUGUGCUUUCAGAAGGCGGGCAGGAUGCCAGUAUUAUGCUCCUCGUUUGGACCAAGCUAACCAUUCAUGUGAAAAUUCAGAAUUGGCAGAUUUGGAUAAGUUGAGGUAUAGGCAUUGCCUUACAACACUUACAGUCCCAAGAAGAUGUAUAGGAUUUGCAAGGAGGCGAAUUGGCAGAGGUGGAAGGGUCAUAAUGGACCGAAUAUCCACAGAACAUGACCCAGUCCUGAAACAGAUAGACCCUGAAAUGCUGAAUAGUUUUUCAAGCUCUUCCCAAACUAUAGACUUUUCUUCUAAUUUCUCUCGGACCAAUGCUUCCAGUAAACAUUGUGAAAAUAGACUGUCUCUUUCUGAAAUAUUAAGCAAUAUCAGAUCAUGUCGACUACAGUGUUUCCAGCCAAGGCUACUAAAUUUACAGGACAGUGAUAGUGAAGAAUGUACCUCAAGAAAACCAGGGCAGACUGUGAACAAUAAAAGAGUUUCUGCAGCAUCUGUAGCUUUAUUGAACACCAGCAAGAAUGGCAUAUCAGUAACAGGGGGUAUCACAGAAGAGCAGUUUCAGACACAUCAGCAGCAGUUAGUUCAGAUGCAAAGGCAGCAACUUGCCCAGCUUCAGCAGAAACAGCAAUCUCAGCAUUCCUCGCAACAGACACAUCCAAAAGCACAGGGCUCAAGCACCUCUGACUGUAUGUCUAAAACACUUGACUCAGCCAGCGCCCACUUUGCUGCAUCUGCAGUGGUCAGUGCACCUGUUCCAAGUCGCAGUGAGGUAACCAAGGAACAGAACACUGGCCACAACAACAUAAACGGUGUUGUCCAGCCUUCAGGAACCUCUAAAACAUUAUACUCCACCAAUAUGGCUUUAUCAUCCAGCCCAGGGAUUUCAGCUGUACAACUUGUAAGGACAGUUGGCCACACCACUACAAACCACUUAAUCCCAGCGUUGUGCACAAGCAGUCCUCAGACACUUCCCAUGAACAAUUCCUGCCUGACAAAUGCAGUGCACCUCAAUAAUGUCAGUGUUGUUUCUCCAGUCAAUGUGCAUAUCAAUACACGGACUUCAGCACCAUCGCCAACAGCCUUAAAACUUGCCACAGUUGCUGCCAGUAUGGACAGAGUGCCAAAGGUUACUCCCAGCAGUGCCAUCAGCAGCAUAGCAAGAGAGAACCACGAACCAGAAAGAUUGGGCUUAAAUGGAAUAGCAGAGACAACAGUAGCUAUGGAAGUGACAUAACCUAAAACACGUGGCUCUGACCUGUGCUGAUGGUGUGCAAUCAUGCAUAUUCCAGCUGAAUGCAAAAGGCAACACUCUGUGGAUCACAGAGUGUAACAAUGGACCUAAAUGGACUAUAGUAUAUUGGAUGUUAAAUCCAUAUAUGAUGUAUAUUUUGUAAAAUUGGGAAAAUCACUACCUUGUAAAAUAGUUUAUUUGUAUCAUCAAUAUUAUUUCUGUUACUUGAAUAGUAGAUAUUCAUCAUCAUGCUUUUGCACUUGAAUUUGCAACUGAAUGGAUUUUAAAAAAUAAUUCUUUAAUGGGAUCAUGAGCAUGAAAUGGGAUCCUGCAUCACUUGUUUUAACUAUUUAUUUUGCCAUGUUUACAUUUUGUAUCUUGUAAAAAUAAAUCCAACUUUGUGUCUAAAAAGUUAAAGAUUCAUAGCUAGGAAAUGAAAUUCUUGUAAUUUUUUUCUAAAGGAACUGUAAAGUUUUCACUUGGUUCAUUUUGUUUCACAAUUUGACUAGAUGGACUUUUUGGUAAAUACUUUAGUGGCAUUUCACUGUCAAAUAUGAAGUUCAAGGCAAAAUAGUAUUUUCUAUUACUGUGCAGGGGAAAGGGAUGGAUCGAUACAUGCAAAUUUAAUGUAGUAACUCACUUUUCCAUAUAUUUUGAAUGUAUAUUUCUAUUUAUAAUACCAAUUUAUAAAAAAUAAUUACACAGAAAAAAUGAAAUAGGAAAAAUUAUGCAUCUAGCACAUUUAAACUGUGCAAAUAUGAAAAUUUUUCGAGGAUUACAUUUUAUCUGAAGGCUGCAUAUUUUAACUGGCUUUAAAACUGUAACACACCACAUAAAAGAUACUUUACCAGGUAUGUAUUGCAUUAUAUCAUUGCAAUAAUUAUUGGAAGUCUAGAUAUCGAGCCAUCCCAGGUGUUGGGCGGGGGGAGGGUUGUGGCAAGAUUGUCUUUUCAAUUUUGGAGAGUUUUCCUGUGGCUACAAGGCAAGUAACGGGUUGGAAAAAGUCUGACUGUAAGCGUUGGACACCUUCAUAGUGUAGUGUUUUAGUGACUUUUUUUAUACGGUUCUUGUAAAUUAGAUACGUGUAGUGGUGUUUCAGAAUGUUUGUUUAUGCACUAGUUCAGACAACUUUCCCUGUUACUUGUUCUUGAUAAGUGAAAACUGCAGGGAAAUAAAAAAUACAUAUCAAAACAUG
This is a messenger RNA of Gorilla gorilla gorilla (western lowland gorilla), 3931 nucleotides long. It is a transcript of the gene EPC2, whose product is annotated as enhancer of polycomb homolog 2. The coding region runs from base 316 to 2739 and encodes 807 amino acids. The transcript is spliced from 14 exons. Gene Ontology annotation, cellular component: NuA4 histone acetyltransferase complex. Gene Ontology annotation, biological process: regulation of transcription by RNA polymerase II. NCBI's taxonomy places the organism in Eukaryota, Metazoa, Chordata, Mammalia, Primates, Hominidae. The record is from RefSeq and is a predicted model, not a curated record.